GGAGACAGGCAGACGGAGCGCAGACCUCAGACCAGCUCUCCUCACCUCGGCCCACUUCCCUGCCUUUCCAGCCCGGUUCCCGCGGACAAAUCUGACCGCGGAUCAGUUCUCACCACACUACGAGCUUACGCCAACCAGGACUGAGAGCAGAGGAAACCGUGUUCGUCUGCAGCCAAGGCGCUUCCACCAGGGCAGAGCACACGGCGAGGGAGCGGACGGUGUUAUCAGACGAAGAGGGACUGGAAGCAGUGGGAAGCAAUGUGGAAGUGAGGCUCUAAUGCAAAUAUACAGUUUAGGUUAGCAGAGAGACGUCGGCUGGCACCGCGCGGGGAGAAAGAGAGACGAGUGUUAACGUGAAGCCAAUUAUUUCCUACGCUUUCUAUUAUUGGCAGUGGGAGCAGUGUUUUCUCCCCGAGCUACAUUUAUGAACAGAGCUAGCGGAAUGUAACGUUAGCGGGCGAGCUAAUGUUAGCAGGCUAAUUAGCUUGUCAGGCAUCCAGGAGUCGGACGUGUGAUCUUUAUUGAAAUAGGUCACUGUUCGGUGACUGGCUUCACUUUUUAGGGAAAAGGUUGAACUUAAUGUGUUUCGUGCGGAGUCCUGGUGUAGUCGGAAUGCUCUGCAACGAAUAACCGACGCUAAUUUAGACAAUAAACAGCGCGUGUUGCCUGCAUUGAUGUAAAUCUGUUCAGUAUUUUUACGUCUACGCGUCUUGGGGGAAAAGCCACAUCCAUUGUGAACAUCGAACGAGAGGGAAAGAAGGCAGAUAUAUCACACACACUUUUGACUGGAGACUGUCUGCCGUCCAAUGUUAAUGUCGACCGACGUUGCAUCUAUAAUGCUACCCGUUAGUCGGGGAAUAAUGGACCGGGAAAGAGACAUUGACACGGCGGCUGGAGCCCUUGCGAACGCGCCUGGGGGUCCAGCAGCUGUCCGUGGUAUGAAGCGAGGAGACCCGGAGCCCGACGCCCAGACAGCCGCUGCCCUGACUGACUUAGCCGGGGCGGAGUGCAAGAGACCAAGGAUAGACGGGACCGGGAGUGUUAUUGGUGACAUUGGACAGAACAAUGAGCCUUUAAACCCUGGUUUCCAUGGAUACGCACCUCACAGCCAGGGCUCUCAGGAUUCGGCAGCAGGACAGGAGGGUCUGGUGGCCCCGCCCUUUACAGCAUUCCCCCCUCCACCCCCACCUCAGAACGGGCUCGCAGGGUCAGAGUUUGGCCCCGGGGCCAUGUUUGGUGCUGGGGGCCAAGGAGCAGCAGAGGUAGGGGCAGGCGGUAAUGGAGGCACCGCCGUUACCACCACAAACGGCAACAACAGCGGAAAAACAGAUGAGACAUCCCCGGGUGAGGUGGGUGUACAGUGUGGAACAGGAGGCGCAGGAGCAGGAGGCUCUGCAGGAGACUCCGCGGAGGCCAAAGGGACCCCCAAACGCCUCCAUGUCUCCAACAUCCCCUUCCGCUUCCGGGAUCCAGAUCUCAGGCAGAUGUUUGGGCAAUACGGGAAGAUUCUGGAUGUGGAGAUUAUUUUCAAUGAGAGGGGUUCAAAGGGAUUUGGCUUUGUGACGUUUGAGACCAGCGCAGAUGCAGAGAAAGCCAGAGAAAAGCUCCAUGGCACAUUGGUGGAAGGUCGGAAGAUUGAGGUGAAUAACGCCACCGCCCGGGUGAUGACUAACAAGAAAAUUGUCAGCCCGUACCCUAACGGAGAGGCUCUUAGCACUCUGCCUUAUGCAGGGUGGAAAUUGAGUCCCAUGGUGGGGGCUGUGUAUGGCCCAGAGCUGUAUGCAGUCCCAGGGUUUCCCUACCCAUCAGCAGCCGCGGCAGCCACAACAGCAGCAGCAGCAGCGUUUCGGGGUGCUCACCUCAGAGGCAGAGGUCGUCCCGUUUAUAGCGCUGUGCGAGCCGCUGUGCCUCAGCCUGCUAUUCCUACUUACCCUGGUGUGGUGUAUCAGGAUGGUUUUUACGGAGCUGCCGAACUGUAUGGAGGCUACCCUGCUGCUGCCGCCGCCGCCGCCGCCUACCGCUACGCUCAGCCUGCAGCCGUAACUGGAGCGACCGCCGCAGCUGCCGCCUACAGUGACAGUUAUGGCCGGGUUUACACCACAGAUCCAUACCAUGCUUUAGCUCCGGCUGCUGCUGCUUACGGUGUGGGAGCCAUGGCCAGUUUAUACCGGGCAGGAUACAGUAGGUUCGCUCCGUACUAAGAGCCACAAAUCACACCCAAGGAAUUUCACAUUGCUCCAAAACACUUUUUCAAGCUCUUUGUUUGGCUGGAGCUCCCUUUCAGUUUUCUGCAGGUGGACUAAAGUGACAGCUCCUUUGUUUUUCUCCUCCUUCUUGUUCUUUUUUUUUUUUUUUUUUCUUUUUGUGGCCAGGGAGGUCAACGCCACAUCAUCAACUCAAAAUUCCAUUUCUGUACACUUCUGUCUGUCACUGACAUGGAAACAAUGGGGAAGAAACAACCACCAGGAGCAUCUCCCACAUAAAAAGCUGGAGCCUACUUCUCUGAUCCACGUGGCACAAUUUAGGAUGUUUUUUUUGUUGUUUUUUUUAGAAACACUAUGGGACCUGGAAGUAGAGAGACUAUUGUUCCUGUCUGAUCCUGAACACUACAAACCUUUUUCCUAAGAGUCUCUGAACUCACGAUAUAUCCACUGCCCUGUAAGACCUAAAUCAGACGUACAUACUCAAGCGUAAUGUUCUUCAGCACCAAGUAUACACUUUCCUCUAGUUUACAUUUUACUUUUUGUUUUGACCCGCACAGAAUGACAGAAAUGCCACAGCACAGCAUUACGUAAAGAAGGUACUUUAGGUUUUUAAACACUACAUUAAUGUAAAGCUAUGCUCUCACAGAAGACACGCCCCUCUGGUUUAUCAUUGUGGUGUAAAAAUGGAGAGAGAAAAAAAGACAAAGAAGGAAGAAUCGAAUUCUUGACUGCUCCAUACAGAAGACGCGGGGAAACAUCCCCGUGUUUUUGUAAACCUGGGACACCGAACAUUCAGCUGGAGGCAACCUGGGAGCGUCUGAGUGACAGAAACCACUGUUGCCCCGGUAACGGCAAACUAGGAACCACACUACACUGGGGGGGGGCGAAAUGUUUUUUUGUCGUUUUUCAAUAUGUCUCAAGUUUUCUCCAAGUUUAAAAGGAAACACACACAAAUUGACAAAAAGACAAGGAAAGAAACAUCUGUUAAUUCUGCAUUACCUCAUUCAUGUAUAUGUAUAUACACACAUACAUAUAUAUGUGAAUAUGAAAUGUGUCCAUUACUUUCAGAGACGGAGCCGUUCAUGAGUCCAUCACCUCAUAUUGCAACACUAAAAGCAAACGCCCUUUUUUUUAGCCGCGAUCCGACUCGUCCAUUUUGAAUAUCCGGCGCUCUCCGCCUCAAAAAUUCGACCAUGAUCUGCUACGAGGUCCUUCUUCCCCAAAAAAAGGACACAGUCUAUUUCUCUCCUCUGCACCCAGUCAUCAGACAUUCCAGCAGCAGCGUUUGCAGGGAAUGAGCGCUUCGCGUGGACGUGGGACCCGUCGCAAAACACGGAUGAACUAGAUUUAGCAAAAGCGGGUGUGAGGUGGGAACGCCGCAGGAUCCUCUGCCAGUCAGCCAAACGGGAAUAUCCCUCCUGGACAGCUGAGAUAUUUAUGCCCGCAGGCUUCAGUUAGAGCAGCUUGUGUGUGUGUGUGUGUGUGUGUGCGCAUGUGUGUGUGGAAACGCUGUCUGAUCUCAAUCCGGCAGAACAGCAGAUCCCUGCAGAACAGCCCAGAUUAGAACGCAGUCAGUCGGGGCGACGUUGAGACAAAAGACUUCGCACUCAUGUAACAAAACCUUGAAGUAACGAGAAGUUUUUAUUUAUAUGCAUAGUUUUCACUAGUUGUCCACAUUAUUUUGUCAUUUUUAAAUCCUGCAUCAUGAGAGUUUUAAAGUUCUCUUUACCGGUUUGUCUGAAGGCGUCACGUGAAGACUUGACCCAAGUCUCUGUCCUAUGUAUUUCACCUCCAUAUACUCCUACUAUGUUGUUAUUGCUAUUCAUUUGCCUUUUUUUGGUUCCAAAGAUUUCUCUGAAAGAAAGCACAUUUCUGGUCCUGAUGUACUUCUUAUUAUGUUUGUGCUUGAUUUUCUUUUCUUUUCCCUCUGUGGGUUGACUCUGUGUUCCAUCACUAACCGUGUGGAAACAGCACCAGGGAAGCUCCAAAAAGAAUUGCUGCAUUUUGGGGUUUUCUGAAAUCCGAUUGGCUCUAGACACUUAUUUAUUGUCUCUUGCUUUUUAAAAACAGUAUAUAUAUAUAUACAAAUAAAUGAAAUCCACGGCCACGCAGAGGCAGGAUGUGCUGCAGAUGAGAGAAACCGGGGCAGAUGGAAUCAUGAGGGACACGUACAGAGAAACGGAGGCAGUGGUGUGAGGAUGUUACGAGUUGCAUUUUGCCAGCAGGUCCAAAUGACACGCAGGAGUAAAUGUGGGAGAGACGUCCACACAAUGUCAAAAAGGACCCCGUGUCCCAGCAGUGGCCACCGUUUGAACAAUGGAACAAUGUGUGGGUGAUUAGUCGGGGGACAGUGUGGCAGCGAUGGUGAAGGUGACGGCAGAACAACAUCCCCUACUGUCGCUUUAUUUUAGGUCUUUCCCGUGUGCUCAGGGUGCAGCGGACAGUGUGAGGAGGGCUAAUGUUGUUUUUGUAUGAUUGUGAAUACUGUGUGCAGUAGGUCCAUUAAGUAUUUUCAAAUGCUCAUACCUCUUCUUUAUUUCUUUUGUUUGUUGUCUUAUUAUCCCUUACAAGUAUUAUCAUAAGUGUUGCUAUGCAUGCUUUUGUGAGAGAGGAAAAAGGCGUCAGUCAGGAUCUUUUUUCAUUUGUUUAUGAAUUCAAAUCAAAGUGCUGGAGGAGGAGGAAGGUGGGGGUGUUUGUGUAGCAGAGGAGAGGAGAAAGUACCCGGAAGUUAAGUGAUGUCAGGAGGUAACGGAGGUGUAGGGCUGGGUAUUGAUUAAAAAUCCCCACUAUGGUAUUGAUAUCUGCAUAUUGAUGUCAUCCAUCCAUCUUCUACCGCUUUAUCCUUUUUGAUACUAAUUUUAUUCAAUUCGUUUUAGCAAAAACACGACAUGACACAUUACUCAUGUAAGAGUCUUUAGUUUUAGUCUUGUAGUGGAACACGGUGCAGCAGCAGCAGCAGCAGCAGCAGCAGCAGCAGUAGCAGCAGCAGCGCUCCGCUCUCUCUGUUCUCAUAUGUAGUCCCUGCACUUUAGGUUUUCUUGAAAUACCUUCAUUCAGUGAACAAGCACCAGCCUCUCACACACACACACACACUCGUCUUCGGGUUGUUACUUCCUGCCGUUUCCCUGAGGUUCUGUGAGAUGUUGUCAUAGAGCAUGCUGCAUGCUUAUUGGCUCACUGACACUGACACUACUUGGGUACUGAAGUUUGAUGUGGAACGACGAUAGAAUCUUGUGAUCCGAGUUCAAUACCCAGCUCUACGCAGUCGUCUCAGUGAAGAGUUUCUCUUCAGGGUUUGUGGCGGGGGAGGUGAAGAGGAGGCUGAUUUAGUCCACUCCUGCUCUGCGCCUCCUCGGUCGUCACGAUAAUCACCAGUCACAUCAGAUGUGUAAAGUCUAAUUUGGUGUGUCUGGACCUGCGCGGGGUUGCUUUUAUAAUGACGGUAAAUGAGCGACAACCCUGUCUGCAGCUCGUCUUGUGUUUCUGCACAGAGACUAGGCUGCUGAUGCAUAAGCAGCAGCAGCAGCAGCAGUAGUAGUGCAUUUAUUGAGAGAGAUGCUCCUUUUUUUUUUUUUUGCAACAUCUCCACCUUGCUCGUCCAGUCGGCAGACGCCGGCAUUGUCGGGGUGUAAUGGUUAUCGAGCAGCUGCAGGUUCCCUCGGCUUGUUUUCGUCUCCUCUAAUUUGAGUCAAUCUUAUUUUAUGAGGCUGCAAAAAAAAAAAAGCCACAGCAGAGGUUAGAUGCUGGAAGGACGCGGAGGCAGAGGCUCUCCUCGGCCGCUGACACCGACUCCCUGCACUGUGCCCCCAAGUCAACCCAGUGGGAGUUUUUGUACAGGGGAUUUAAUAAAUGGGUUUAAAUUGCAUGUGGAGGCUUUUUUUUUUUUUAAAUGUCACAUGCUCCUAAAACUCGUUUAUCCAAGUGAUUUUUUCCCCAAUAAGUGACAUGUAUUUUCUCACAAUGUUUUAUUUUGCCACCCUUGUGUCUGCCUUCUGUUUAUUCUCUUCAUUAUUAUUGAAUGUAUAUAAUAAAUAAACUGUUUGGUUUUUA
This is a messenger RNA of Solea senegalensis (Senegalese sole), 6254 nucleotides long. RefSeq names its product RNA binding protein fox-1 homolog 2-like. Gene Ontology annotation, cellular component: cytoplasm; nucleus. The transcript has 13 exons. Gene Ontology annotation, biological process: regulation of alternative mRNA splicing, via spliceosome; nervous system development. The record is from RefSeq and is a predicted model, not a curated record. Gene Ontology annotation, molecular function: mRNA binding. Lineage: Eukaryota; Metazoa; Chordata; Actinopteri; Pleuronectiformes; Soleidae. The coding region runs from base 807 to 2201 and encodes 464 amino acids.